Messenger RNA from Nestor notabilis (Kea), 885 nucleotides. RefSeq names its product OTU deubiquitinase 3 (gene OTUD3). The annotation marks the transcript as partial. Lineage: Eukaryota; Metazoa; Chordata; Aves; Psittaciformes; Psittacidae. Gene Ontology annotation, molecular function: cysteine-type deubiquitinase activity. The transcript has 7 exons. The record is from RefSeq and is a predicted model, not a curated record. Gene Ontology annotation, biological process: protein deubiquitination.
UUGUUUCGGGCCCUUGGGGACCAGCUCGAGGGGCACUCGCGGAACCACCUGCGCCACCGCCAGGAGACAGUGGAUUACAUGGUCCAGCAGCGCGAGGACUUUGAGCCCUUCGUGGAGGAUGAUGUGCCCUUUGAGAGACACGUUUCCAAUCUGGCAAAGCCUGGUACCUUUGCUGGCAACGAUGCUAUUGUGGCCUUUGCAAGGAACAACCAAAUGAACGUGGUUAUUCAUCAGCUCAACGCUCCGCUCUGGCAGAUUCGUGGCACAGACAAAAGCAACGCAAGGGAGCUGCACAUUGCGUAUCGCGACGGAGAGCACUACGACAGCGUGAGGAGGAUCAACGAUGAUUCUGAAGCUCCAGCGUAUCUUCAGAUGGAGCUGCUUUGCAAAAAUGAUUCGGGUACAAAGGAGGAAGUGAAGCCACAGAAGGGAGACUCUGAAGACGAGAUUGAGGUUGAGAUGGAAGAUGCUAUACAAGAAGUGUGCAAUGCAACUGGAUGUUCAGACAUUGACUUAGUAAGCCACGUUCUAGAAGUGGAAGACUACAAUGUAGAAUCUGCCAUCUUUGCCAUCCUUCAAAUGAAUGAAGUGAAGAGAAUCAGUACUGAGGAACAGCACGAUCCCCAGGGCACAGCUCCGGAAGUGCACAGCCGAACUCAGGGGGAAGAAAACGGAACUGGUUCAAGAAUCUUUGGAAAUCAGAGCUUACAUCAAGGGGAAAUAGAAAACCACAAGGGACAGCCUAGAUCCUCCAAAGAGAAUCGAGCUAGCAGAAACCCAAAGGCAUCUAAAAAACAAAAGAAGGAGCAGCAGAGACUAGAGAAGAAGAAGAGGCAGGAAGAGAGGCACCGACAAAAGGUCUCAGGCAACAAAAGUAACUGUCCA